Molecule: messenger RNA, 1414 nt
Organism: Cucumis melo (muskmelon)
Lineage: Eukaryota; Viridiplantae; Streptophyta; Magnoliopsida; Cucurbitales; Cucurbitaceae
Product: ethylene-responsive transcription factor ERF098-like
Exons: 1
Coding region: 739-1185 (148 amino acids)
Biological process (GO): ethylene-activated signaling pathway; regulation of DNA-templated transcription
Molecular function (GO): DNA-binding transcription factor activity; DNA binding
Source: RefSeq, a predicted model, not a curated record
AGUUUCACAUAGAUCAACAAGAACAUCAGCAUGAUGCUGUCCUUGAUCAUAAUUUAUUUAAAAGAAAAUGAUGUUCUUCAAGUAAUGCUUUGUACAAAAUAAUAUAAUAAUACCCCCCACAGACAUGGAGGUUCUUAGAUCUUCCCAUACUUUGUCCCUUUACUUUUCUAAUCUAUUAAAAAAAGCCCCCCAUCGAAUUCAACACCUUACCAAAGCAAGUCAAAGCUCUCUUCCCAAUCUUUUGUAUAACAGAGAGAGAGAGAGAGGGAGAGAAGAGAACAGAGUAUUUGUAGAUUUGGAUAAGGACACACAAAUAUUUGGUUUGACACAACAGAGACCAUCAUGCUCAUGCAUGUAUCUAUAUAGUCUAACAAAGAUUUUCACAAUUUCAAAAUCCCAAAAACCAUUCUUUAGAAAUUACCCAUUAAAAUAAUAAAAUCUUACAGAGUUAAAACAAAACCUCCUACUGCAUAGUUCAUCUCCGACGGCUAAAAAUCAACUUCCCAGAAAUUUCCCUCACCAUAUACGACAAUUUCAACCUUCAAACAUGGCUGACUUGAUUUCUAGUAUAUUCAAUUCGGAUAUAAAUACAACAAACUUACAUUACCUCGUUAGCCGUUCUCCAAAUUUGAAAUCUAAACUUCUUUUUUUUCUCUGCUGUAGUAGUAGUGCUCUGUUUCACAGUGUUAAUAAAUUAGAACUAAAUAAAAAAAAAAAAAAAGAAGAAAAAGAAGAAAAAUGGAAGGAAAGAGAACUGGAAAUGAAGGAAAGAGAUCGACAAAUGAAAGUCGUUACCGAGGGAUAAGGCGACGGCCAUGGGGGAAAUUCGCGGCGGAGAUUCGUGAUCCGUCGAGGAAUGGUGCUCGGUUGUGGUUAGGGACGUUUGAUACGGCGGAAGAAGCAGCGAGGGCGUACGAUCAAGCGGCGUAUGCGUUCAGAGGACAUUUGGCGAUUUUGAAUUUUCCGAAUGAGUACCAAAGUGGAAACCCUAACUUUGGGGCGGGGUAUGGUUCUUCUGCGGCGCCUGGUUCUUCAUCAACAACGACAAUAUCUUUCGGGGGAAAUUACUCCGGCAACAAUGCGAGGCGUGGAUCGGGGGAAGUGAUCGAGUUUGAGUAUUUGGACAAUGAGCUCUUGGAGGAGCUCUUGCAAUCGGAAGGGGAAGGGUAUAAUCGGAAGAAUUGAGGAAAUUAUUUGUGCAACCCCGAGAUAUUAUUUUAUUUUUUUUCCUUCUAAAAAUGGAAAAAAAAAAAGGAAAAGGAAAAUUUAUUUUGGGGAUUUAAAUUUUAUAAUUUUGGAUUAAUUUGAUUUGGUUUGUUCAGUUGUUGUAAAUUUGUUGUACUACUAAAAAAUAUAUUAUAUUGUUAUUCGUUUGAAAUGGUUAAAGAAAAAUUAUGUUUGUUUUUUUGGUUAA